UGAUAAGUGUGUGCAGCCCCUGACUAUAUCCUGAGGGACAAUAAUGAGGCUGAAGGACGCCAGCUAGAACCAGGUCCUAACUACAAUCCACAGCAUCUGACUCACCGGGCACCCACUUCCUCCAUGAAGGCUCCCACUCCCUACUGGUUCCCCAACUGUUGGAACAGUGUCACCAUUUGAAAACUAUUGAUUCAGACAAGUGAGCCUGUGGGUUCACACUGUAGCAAGGGACACAAUGUAAUCUACUGAAGACCUCCAUGCAACCAGAAGGCGGAGCAUGGACCGUUUGCUACCUUGCUGUCCCAUUGAACUGCACAUCGGUCUUCUACCUUUGUGGAUGAAGAUGCGCAUUACAUCACCAGCUCUCCUGGUGUUCAGCAGAAAUACUUGGUGGUUACUUGCAACUAUGAAGCCAGGAAACUUGGAGUUAAGAAGCUUAUGAGUGUCAGAGAUGCAAAAGAAAAAUGUCCCCAGCUGGUCCUCGUGAAUGGAGAAGAUUUGAGCCGCUACAGAGAGAUGUCAUAUAAGGUCACAGAGUUGUUGGAGGAAUUUAGUCCACUUGUUGAGAGACUUGGAUUUGAUGAAAAUUUUGUGGACCUAACAGAAAUGGUUGAGAAAAGACUCCAGCAGCUUCCAAGAGAUGAGAUUCUGUCAGUGACUGUGUCGGGCCAUGUUUACAAUAACCAGGCUGUAAACCUGCACAACGUCACCCACGUGAGACUGGCGGUGGGAUCGCAGAUUGCGGCAGAGAUGCGCGAAGCCAUGUAUAGCCAGCUGGAGCUCACCGGCUGCGCUGGAGUGGCUCCCAAUAAGCUACUGGCCAAGCUAGUUUCUGGUGUCUUUAAACCAAAUCAGCAAACAGUCUUAUUGCCUGAAAGCUGUCAAGAUCUCAUUCACAGUUUGAACCACAUAAAGGAAAUCCCCGGUAUUGGCUAUAAAACCGCCAAACGUCUUGAAGUGUUGGGAAUCAAUUGUGUGCUCGAUCUCCAGACCUUUUCAAUCAAAACGUUAGAGAAGGAAUUAGGAAUCUCAGCUGCUCAGCGUAUCCAGAAGCUCAGUUUUGGAGAGGACAGUUCCCCUGUCACACCCUCAGGUCCGCCUCAGUCCUUUAGUGAAGAAGAUACAUUUAAAAAGUGUUCUUCAGAAGCUGAAGCUAAAACUAAGAUUGAAGAACUACUUUCCAGCCUUUUGAACAGAGUGUGCCAUGAUGGAAGGAAGCCCCAUACAAUAAGAUUAGUCAUCCGUCGGUAUUCUCCGAAACAUUGUCACCGUGAGAGUCGUCAGUGCCCGAUUCCAUCCCAUGUCAUUCAGAAGCUGGGGACAGAAAAUUAUGAUGCGGUGACUCCUCUGGUUGACAUCCUUAUGAAACUUUUCCGAAAUAUGGUGAACGUGAAGCUGCCAUUUCACCUGACUCUUCUCAGUGUGUGCUUCUGCAACCUGAAAGCACUGAGCACAGCUAAGAAGGGGCCCAUGGAUUUCUAUUUAACAUCGUCCCUGUCAACCACGGCCCACUCUGGCAAGCGCAGUUUUAAAGCGAAAGACACCCACAACGACGACGUUUACAAGGAAAAAGAAGCAAAUUGGGAGCGUCUACCAAGUAGAAGAAUUGAGAGUUCAAGAACCGGGGAGUCUCCGUCAGAUGCUCCAUGUGCUUCUAAAGACUUUCCCCUCCCGGCACUUCCUGAGGGUGUUGACCAUGAAGUCUUUAAGCAACUUCCAGCAGACAUUCAAGAAGAAAUCCUCUCUGUGAAAUCUGGAGAAAAUCUUCAAGGGAAAGGAAGUUUAAGCUGUCCACUGCAUGCCUCGAGAGGAGUACUAUCUUUCUUUUCUUCAAAGCAAAUGCAAGCUGGUUCCUUAAGCCCCAGAGAUACUAUGUUCACUGGCAAGCAGGUAUCAGCUGUGUCUCCCUGUGAGCCAGGAACGUCAGGCUCGAGUACCAGCGCCUCCCACCCACCCUGCGGAAAGGAUUGUUCCUAUUACAUAGAUAAUCGGUUAAAAGAUGAACGCAUGAGCCAAGGACCUAGAGAGUCUCAAGGCUUCCACUUUUCCAAUACAAAUCCCGCUGUUUCAGUUUUUCAUUCAUUUCCAAAUUUGCAGAGUGAACAACUUUUCUCCAAACACCGCCUGACAGACAGCCCCCGGCAGACAGUUGCCACCACCUCUCAUCAAGGACUAGGAGAGAACAGAGAGCAAGAUUCCGCUGAUGACAAAAUGUCUUUCCCGCCUGACAUUGAUCCUCAAGUUUUCUAUGAGCUACCAGAAGAGGUCCAAAGGGAACUGAUGGCGGAGUGGAAGACAGCAGGAGCCGAUUUCCAGUCUGUACACAAAUAAGCGUGCUCAGGGAAAGGCCCAGGAAGCAAGGAGUCAUCUUCUCAGAUUAGCUUUCCGUGAGCUCUUCUUAAUUAACACUAAUGUUCAAUGAUGCAGAGAUCCUAGUGUGAGAUGUUCCAGAUAAAGCAAGAAUGGAUGCAGGAAAUAAAUUCUAGUAUAAAGGGAAAAAAUAGCCAUAGUGUGAUAAAAAUGCUAUCUUCCUGUUAUUUCUACAGCUGUUUUAUACCAUUUUCAAAUAAAAGGAAUAUCAUGGUCAACAGUAGACAAUUACCAUUGGUUGUGGGACAGGUAUUUUAUGCCUGCAAGCAAACUAUGGGCUCAUCACAGCAUCUCAAUGCUGUAGGAAAGAACAGGAUUUGGUUUUUUGCUUUUUGUUUUGUGUGUGUAUUAACUGUGCUGGGUCUCAAAGUCAGUCCAUAACAUCCAAAUAGGAAAUAAUUGUGUCAGUUUCAAAAGGCAAAUAUCUUUGGCCAGAUUACUACAUACAAUUUUAAAAGUUGGCUUGAUUUUUGAUUUUGAAAUACUGUCCUACUGUAUAACACAGGCCAGCUUCAAUUUUGUGAUUCUUCUGCCUCAGGCCCUGAAUUUUGAGACUACAUCAGUGUGCACAAAUCAGCUGUUGAAGAAUUUACUUUGUGUGUUCA
This is a messenger RNA of Myodes glareolus (Bank vole), 2975 nucleotides long. NCBI's taxonomy places the organism in Eukaryota, Metazoa, Chordata, Mammalia, Rodentia, Cricetidae. The record is from RefSeq and is a predicted model, not a curated record.